AUGAGCACUUCCCAUCCGCAGCCCCUCCCGCUCCCUGCUCUUACAUCGCCAGCCUCGACUCAUACGGCACCAUCUCCACAAAAGAAUGCGCGCAGCAACUAUCCCGAUAUGCUAAGCUCCCCACCGGUUCCUCCUCCGAGGACUUCGUCUGCUCGCCGCAGCCCCAACGGGGAGAAAACCAGCUCCCGCCACGGCAAAAGUCGAUCUGAUCGCAAGGAGAACCGCGACCGACCCCGUGAAGAUCGCAAUGGGAAGAGCCGAUCCCGGCGAGCGGACCCAUUAGAAGAAUCGACUCGAGAAUCGGGCAGGUCACGGGAAGUACCCGGAGAACCUGUUGCGCAGAUGAAUUCCGACAUGGAGGACAGUUCUGGGCAGGAAUUGGCGAGAGAGUCCAGCGCGGUCAUCAAUUCGGUGCUGGUCAGCGAUCCCGUGGUGGACAGGGAGAGAGAGCAGGUGCGACAAGUUGGUGGAUCGCCCGCCGCGGCUGCUGCCGUGGAGGCCAACGCCUCUAACUAUGGCGCACCUGGAAAUGAAGGUGCCGAGGAGGGAGCUCGUACCGGACAUCGCAGUCGACACGACUACAGUAACAACGGCAAAGAUCUCAAGCGCAAGGAGACGACAUUCGGCACCUACAUUCUCGGCCAAACCCUCGGCGAGGGUGAGUUUGGAAAAGUCAAGCUAGGCUGGAAACGAGAUGGGAGCAUUCAAGUCGCCAUCAAGUUGAUUCGGAGGGAAUCGCUAGGGUCGAACCCCAGCCGGCUACCCAAGAUCUACCGUGAGAUCUCCAUCCUGCGCGAUCUGGCUCAUCCCAACAUUGUCCGUCUGCAUGAGAUGGUCGAAACGGACCGUCACAUUGGUAUCAUCAUGGAGUACGCAUCGGGUGGUGAGCUAUUUGACUACAUUCUCAACAACCGUUAUCUUAAAGAUAACUCUGCACGCCGACUGUUCGCACAAUUAAUAUCCGGUGUCGGUUACCUGCACAAAAAGGGUAUUGUUCACCGAGAUCUCAAGCUCGAGAAUCUGCUGCUCGACAGGAACCGGAACAUUAUCAUCACUGAUUUCGGUUUCGCAAACACGUUCAACCCCGUGGAUCAAUUGGAGGAGGAGAUCGAGUACAACUUGACGAACAAGGAGUACGUGAAGCGCAAGCGCCUGGACAAACUGGGUCCCGAUGGGUUGCGUCGGGGUGACUUGAUGCAGACCAGUUGUGGAAGUCCCUGCUACGCAGCUCCAGAAUUGGUUGUCAGCGACUCGCUCUACACGGGUCGAAAAGUCGAUGUCUGGAGUUGUGGUGUCAUUCUGUACGCCAUGCUCGCGGGUUAUUUGCCCUUUGACGAUGACCCAGCCAACCCCGACGGCGAUAACAUCAACCUCCUGUACAAGUACAUCGUUACCACUCCUCUAACCUUCCCCGAAUACGUCACCCCUCACGCCCGUGACCUCCUGCGACGGAUCCUGGUUCCUGACCCUCGAAAACGUGCCGAUCUCUUCGAAGUCGCUCGCCACAGCUGGCUGAGUGAGUACUCGCACAUUGUGUCGCACAUCACUAGCAGCACCACAAACGUGGCAGACAUUGCCAACUCCACCGUCCCGGCCGAACCCAAGGCUGAGGCGCCAGCACUUGCGCGCAGUGCCUCGGUUCGCGAGCCACCCAAGACCAGCCACGGCGCGGUUCCUGCUGUGGGCGGACUCAAUCACCAUGCCGGUGAUAUCUCGCAAGGAUCGCCGAGUGACAAGUCGAAGACGUCUCGGGAUGCCAAGCGGAGAACAGUGCAGGUUGAAUAUGUUGCUCCCCAAUCUCAGACCACGAGAGGAGAGUACCAGGAGACUUCAGAAUCACGCGACCGGGCCACCAUCAAACAAGAGGAGCCAGCACCCGCGCCGCCAGCCAAGGACACAACCACCCGAACGGCACCGAAGCCCCCUGUCAACUACGACAAGCCAUUGCCCGGGCACUUCCCACGGUCUACCUCGGACAAUGCAGCAUUCGUUGGAACGCACACCACUGCCACCGCGGGGCUUUCGGGUACGCGGCCGACAACCGGUGGCUCCAUGGCGUCCUUCCACACGGGUCGUCUUCCUUCUCGAGGCUCCUAUGGCCAGCCAGUGGCUCCUACUGUUACCGCGACCAACACCGAAGGUCGCCUCGCACAGCCAAAGAGUGGCCAAUUCUCUCUUGCGCAGAACCCAGCGCAGGCGUCGACUGCUUCCAUCGGCCGUCCCAGUACCCAGCAGCUGCCUGCAGCAUUCAACCCGACUCCCCGGCAAGAGCCGCCUAAGGGUCACAAACGCUCAAACACCGUCUCUAGUAUCGGCGAAAAGCUGUUUGGUCGCUCUGGCUCGAUCCUGGGCGGUCGUAACUCUCAGUCGAAUGCUGCCUCUCGCGGGGAUCGUCAGAACAAGCGGUAUCCCCCUACAAGCAUGAAGGAGCCUUUGCCUCGGGAGGAUUCUCGUGUUUCCAUGGAUUCUCGGCGUUCAAUGCAGUACUCGCACAGCCGUAAGGCCAGCCAAGCUGGUGAAGGCCGUGCUCGUCGAUUCUCUCUUCUCCCGUCCUCCUUCUCCUUCCGAAACUUCUCGUCUGGUCGAGAUCAGACUACGGAGGAGAUGUCCCAGACUCCUCGCACGAUGGAGCCCAUUGGACCGCAGCGCCCAGCUACGGGUCCAGCCCAGUCUCGACCUCGCGCGACGAGCUAUGGAACUCAAGAGGCCAUGGGUAUGGUUACCGAGGGGCCUGCGGAGGAAACUUUCGAGAACAAGGACUCCGAGCCUCUCAGCUACGAGGCCCAGAUUGAUCAACAGUUCGCUGAACUCGGUAACCGAUUCGACCAGACUCAGGAUUCUUUUGGUGCCAUUUCCUCCGAGCAGGUCUACCCAAACAACGAGGAUGGGUACUCGGGUCACAAUUACACCUACUCGUCGAAGCCCAAUUACUACGAUGAUUACAACGGCACCUACGACAGCAUGCCUCGUCAGUCUAUGCAAACUGGUCGGCGCGGACCUAACGUCCUCCAGAAGAGCAAUCGCAAGUUCGCCGAUGCCUACGAGUACGAGAGGGACGGGUCCCAUCAUUCUGGCAGCUCUGGUGCGGCCAGAAAGGUUAUGGAUUUCUUCCGCAGGCGUGCCAAGUCUCGUGCUGGUGACGACCGAUAG
This is a messenger RNA of Penicillium cataractarum, 3150 nucleotides long. RefSeq names its product putative serine/threonine protein kinase (Kin4). Gene Ontology annotation, cellular component: cytoplasm. The coding region runs from base 1 to 3150 and encodes 1049 amino acids. The transcript is spliced from 3 exons. Gene Ontology annotation, biological process: intracellular signal transduction; protein phosphorylation; microtubule cytoskeleton organization. The record is from RefSeq and is a predicted model, not a curated record. NCBI's taxonomy places the organism in Eukaryota, Fungi, Ascomycota, Eurotiomycetes, Eurotiales, Aspergillaceae. Gene Ontology annotation, molecular function: protein serine/threonine kinase activity; tau-protein kinase activity; ATP binding.